UCGGUUGUUAACAUUGUGUUUUAGCUGAAGGAUCUGCUCGUUGAUGGUAAGGUACCAGAGGGCCAGGGCGGUGCAGCGCCAGUCCCGGUGAGGACCAGUGGUGGGUGUGCAGCGCUGCUCAGACCGGACUGGACGCUUCCAGUAGCUCAGCGCCGUGUUGUUAAUGUUUCCGAGGCCUGAGUUAUGCUCUCACGAAAGAAAAGCAAAAGCGAAACGUCGAAACCAGCCGAAGUACACGGGAAAUAUGUGAAGAAGGAAACGUCGCCGCUCUUGAGAAAUCUUAUGCCAUCAUUUAUCCGCCAUGGACCCACUAUUCCCAGACGUACAGAGGUCCCUCUGCCAGAGAUGGGGCCCUCUGCCUACCCUGUGGCACCCAGCCGGGAGCCUGCAGUGUCCCGCAACAAGAGUUUCCUCCGUACACCUGUGCAGAGACCUCCUCAUGAGGUGGCCCGCAGAGAGAGCAACCGCAUGUCAGCACCUCCAUACCUGCCUCGCAGUCUGGGAGAGCUGCCCCAUGAGUACCGAGGCUCCUCACAGUCCUUCCUCACAGAUGUGAGCCCCUUGUCUGAGAAUGGAGACGCUGCCCGGUAUUAUUACCCCUCUGAUCCUUACUAUGACAACCAGCAGCACCAACAACAACAGCAGCGCCAGCCAAGGAGGGUCCCAGACCGCUUUCCUGAGGACUAUAGAUACUAUGAACAUAAUGAACACAACUUCCAAAGACUUCCUCGACAACACACUCCCCCAGCUCCAAGCAGACCACCUUCAGGCAUAGGUCGAAUACAGGCUAAGUCCCUGGGGAACCUGUCCAGCCUAACAGGAGAGGACCUCCCACUUCCAGCUGGCUGGACUGUUGACUGGACCAUCCGUGGCAGGAAGUACUACAUCGACCACAACACUAACACUACACACUGGAGCCACCCUCUGGAGAGGGAGGGGCUCCCUCCUGGCUGGGAGAGGGUGGAAUCAGCCGAGUUUGGGGUCUACUAUGUGGAUCACAUCAACAAGAGGGCACAGUAUCGUCACCCGUGUGCUCCAAGUGUGCCUCGUUAUGAUCAGCCCCCACCACUGCCGCCUCCUGUGACCUAUCAGCCACGUCCUGCGGAGAGGAACCAGCCGAUGCUGGUGCCAGCUAACCCGUACCACACAGCCGAGAUCCCAGACUGGCUGCAGGUGUACGCCCGCGCACCACUAAAGUAUGACCACAUCUUGAAGUGGGAGUUGUUCCAGCUGGCAGACUUGGACACGUAUCAGGGCAUGCUGAAGCUGCUCUUCAUGAAGGAGCUGGAACACAUUGUCAAAUCCUACGAGGCGUACCGGCAGGCGCUGCUGUCCGAGGUGGAGGCUCGCAAACAGCGGCAGCAGUGGUACACCCAGCAGUCCACCAAGAAUUUUAUGGGGAACAUGUGAUGUGCAUGUGCAGCAGCCAUGCCUCCCUGAGGUCUGCACAGUUUGGGAGUGGUCACAGUUUCCUUUGAAAUCAUGAUGGACUCUUAAUUGCCUCUUUCCCAGCCACAUCUGUGCCUUCGCUUGAUCCAAAUAUAUCAGCCAGGAAGACGACAUUGACGCGGGGUCCUUUUUCCCCAUGUGACACUCCAGUUUAUGAAAGACCAUGUGACUGAACGACACUCCAAUGAAGAAAAUAACCUAUAGCGUGCCACAUCUUGGGAAACUGCCCCUGGUGCCAUUUACAGCCACUGCCCUAAGAACUGUUGCUGUAAGUUCUCUUUUUUUUUAGACUGAGGAGGACCGAGUUAGAGAUUGUGCCUUUCAGUAAACACAACAGCGUUUUUUACAGUGUCUGCUCAUAUUGUGUAUACAACAGCUCCUCUGUCAUUUUUUCCUGUGGGAGAAAAUGACAGGCAGCUGCUUCUAAUUUGUUCCUGUAUGAAAUACUUCAUGACCGUUUUUUCCUUUGCUUUGGUACCCUCAUAAACUGAAACCACACACUUUUAUAUUAAAAAAGGUGUGGGAUUGUUCUCUUUUUAUGACCUACUGUAUACCAAAACUUUACCAGAUAUUUAAGUUUUGAUAUGAACUGUCUUUAUUUAAAGACCUUUGAUGGAUGAAGCAUC
Molecule: messenger RNA, 2075 nt
Organism: Monopterus albus (swamp eel)
Lineage: Eukaryota; Metazoa; Chordata; Actinopteri; Synbranchiformes; Synbranchidae
Gene: sav1
Product: salvador family WW domain containing protein 1
Exons: 6
Coding region: 184-1410 (408 amino acids)
Biological process (GO): positive regulation of apoptotic process; negative regulation of cell population proliferation; hippo signaling
Cellular component (GO): cytosol
Molecular function (GO): molecular adaptor activity; protein binding
Source: RefSeq, a predicted model, not a curated record